Molecule: messenger RNA, 3165 nt
Organism: Owenia fusiformis
Lineage: Eukaryota; Metazoa; Annelida; Polychaeta; Sabellida; Oweniidae
Source: the annotation of a GenBank genome assembly
CACAUCAGUCGUCAUAUAACAUCCGAUAUAUACAUAUCUAUAUAAUUAUUCCUGGGCUUGUGGCACAUCAGUCAUCAUAUGACAACUGAUAUACAUACAUACAUAUGAUAUCCUCAUCUGAUAUCGUUAUUCUACUUCACAAUUCGAGGAUUCGGUCAUUCUCUGAUAAAUGUAGUUUUGAGUUCAAUCAUUGUUACAUACUUUCAGUCAUCUUUUCAUUGAAUCUGUCAUUUUCAUAGUCAUUCGACCAUUCUUAUCAGUCAUUUUCUCAAACUAUAUAAAUCCACUGUUUCAAUGUUUUCUUCACAAUAUCUUGAACUCUACUAAGAUGUCGACGGAAGCGAGCACUAGCAACUCAAGCUCAACAAUUUUACAAAGUUGGGUUUUAGACGCAAAUCUACAAUUUAACGUAUGCUCGUAUAGUUUGGGUGGAAUCUAUGGCGAUUUCACUAGGAACGGGUUUUCUUACAAGCUACAAAAGAACUUUGCUACGCAUUAUUUCAUGAGUAGGAACCUCUACAGAAAACUGAAAUCCGCAGUUGAUACAAUAGAUGGAUGGAUGGAGACAAAAACGUAUUCAAAAACGAUCGUUUUGGCUAAGAACAAUCUUCUAUCGAUUAAUCCUGAUUUCGUCCACUUGAUUUUCCUGGACAAAAAUAGAAAAGUUGACGAAUUCAAGCUGCUCGAGAUCGGCUUUGAUGAAUGGAAGAAAUUGAUUGGUUACAUUCCCGAAAUCGAUCAACACCUAAGUAUGAAACGUUCUUCAGAAAAUGAUGACGGGAAGAUAAAAUGUUUCAGACUUUGCACGACUAAUGAAGAUGGUACAAUAGAGUACGGUGAAUGGACGACGGCUUUCGAUAAAGCCAUAGCUAGUAUCGAUUUAAAACUAGCUAUGGGCUCCGAUGGUUCAUCCAUGAUGAUAGAGGAUCAUAGUUUCAUCCCUUUACAAGAGGAAGAAAUGGUCAAGUACGCGUAUUGGUUUCUACUAGCUUGUGAGAAAUCCCGUAAACCAACGUGUAGAUAUUGCGUCGCCGGGAUCAACCCACCCAAUCUUCUGGAACAUGACUGCAUGGAUGAUGGAUCCUAUAUCAAUGUAGGCGCAGUUAUCAAUAUUGAAAUUGAACGUGUCGCCUUUCGGUUGGCUGCUUUUUUCAAUAUGACAAUAGUGGGGGACAAAUAUCAUCAGUUGAUUGAGAAUGUGACAUCUAAAAAUUGGGAUGAUGAUGAUAUAACCCCAUCAACACCCACGGAGGAAAUGAUAAGGAACAUUUUAAAGACUAUUUGGUAGACUCUAUGCUGUUGUUGAAUAACUAUAUUUUAAUGACUCUGGUUACAUUAAGAAUCACUUGUCCAUAAAAUGUCCAGUUUUUAAAUACCCGGCAAGUCAUUCAAUAGGUUAUGAAAUUCCUGAUCAAUUCUAUCACUACAUCCCGCUGCUGCUACUGCUUGAACAUCAUCUGAAUCAAAAAUAACGAUAGAUUAGAUUUAUAAAUAUUAAUCUAUAUUAUUACACAUUAUUAUAAUAUAUUUAGAGUAACGUUACUUUUUUUAUGUUUGAUCAAAUAUCAGGCUAUAAGUUAACUGACUAACCAUCUUUAUCUAGAUCGAAGGAAUUCACCGUACUUUCAAUUUCCUUCAUUGAUGGAUUAUUACCUUCAAAACAAAUGUACUGUUGUCGUAAUAAGAUUAAAAAGAAUAUGCAUUUAUGAUUAGUAAAACAAUAAAUGAAUAAAAUAUGACUUAGUAAUUAGAUACAUGAAUUGUUUAUUUGUUUGUUAUUUAAUUGGUUCUUAAAAUUCCAAUGUUAAACUUUAAACAUUAAUUGUGACAUACUGUCACUUUAAAAAUGAAUUGAUCUUACUAUUUUCUUGUGAUGAUGAUGAUUGUUUUGUCUUUUUCUCAUCUUUUCCCUCUUAAAAAUAAUUUGAUAUGGUUUUAUGUAUCUGAUUACCAAUCAUUGGCUUUUAUAAUCAACAUUUCCAAACUUAUAUUAAUUAGACAGUGUCGGACCAAAUAAACAAAUUCAAUAGCCUGUUCCACAAUUUGAUUAGUACUUACCACUUAUUCCACUCAACCUUUUCCCUUUAAGUUUUCCUUCAAAAAAUCAAAUAUGACAAAUGUAUUAGUUGUUUGUGUGUUGAUCAGUUUGCAUGCGCACAUUCAUAGUGUGUUUUUUCUCAUAUUUUACUAUUUUUAAAUCUUGGGAGCAUCUCAGGAGUUCAAUGUCAGAUAAUUAACUGUAUUUGAAUAGUUAAUGUGUAACCCUUCCCCUCUUUACCUCAUAAAUGUGAUAUGCGUUUUUCGACGGUUACACUAUAUGUACAACUCAGUUAAUUUUUAUAAAUAUUCAAAGUCAUGAAAGCUUACUUUUAAGGUUAGCGACCCCCUCUCCACCCCUAACUAUUCAAAUACAGUUAAUUAUCUGACAUUGAUCUUUUGGAAUGCUCCCUUAUCGGCGUGUGUUGAUAUCAAACAUCAAACUAUUUUGAUAUUGUAAAAUUUAGCGCAAACUUUGCACUGAACAAUUUCUUCGAUCUCUUAUCAGAGAAUUAUAUCAUUGAAAUAAUUUACUUACCAUGUACAGUUUUUAUAUGCACAGUUAUGUUAUGAUUUCUUUUGAAGGUUUUGUCACAUAUUCUGCAUUUGUGAACCUUUUUUGCGUGAGAUGAUAAUGUAUGAGCGAUUAAACUGUUUCUUAUGUUAUAAAAUUUAGCGCUAACUUUACAUUGAAAUAACUUUUCUAUUCUAUGAACUCUAUAUUUGUGUGUUUUAAGUUUUAAAUUUGUUGUAUAUUUCAGAUUACGUAAAUCACAUUCCUGAUCAUUAUCCAUGUUGCAUUUUGGUAAGCUGACUGACGGUGAAUGAAACAAGGGCAAAAGUUUAACUCUUGUUAUAUACACUUGAUCACACUACACUGAAUUAACUGUAAUUUAAGUAUUAAAUUAUAACAAUCAGUAAAUAUCAAUUAUAAACAACAACAACGCCAAGUGUAUACUCUUCUUGGAUUUAUUCCCUUGAACAAUUUACAUGUAAUUUGACAGUUCUUGGACUCACUCCAACCUGGACAACAUUCUUGGUUUCUUUCUGAAAAUAUAUAAAUAAAUCAAAAAAUUUAGCAUUAAUGUCAAGCUUUUAAUUUAAUUUAUAUUUGUAAAUGGUAUUUAA